Cryphonectria parasitica EP155 is the source of this 1705-nucleotide messenger RNA. RefSeq lists its product as uncharacterized. The record is from RefSeq and is a predicted model, not a curated record. Bases 200 to 1390 code for a protein of 396 amino acids. Gene Ontology annotation, biological process: cytoplasmic translation. Lineage: Eukaryota; Fungi; Ascomycota; Sordariomycetes; Diaporthales; Cryphonectriaceae. The transcript is spliced from 3 exons. Gene Ontology annotation, cellular component: cytosol. Gene Ontology annotation, molecular function: mRNA binding; metal ion binding.
AGACACCUUCUCAAGGUUCGAAAGUUGCCCAAACCCCCCGCCCCCACCUCUUCCAGACAAGACGACCACAACGUCUGGAAGCAGCGGAGAGAGCCUUUCUGAGCAACAUACACGCGGCGCCUCUCUCUCCGCCUCUCUCUCCGCCUCUCUUUCCCUCCCUCACCCGAUCCAAUCCUUCCUCCUAUACUAGCCGCCCAGCAUGCCUCCCAAGAAGGUGGACAAGGCCCCGGCCAAAAAGGUCGAUGCCAAGAAGGCCGUCGAUGACAAGACCUUUGGCAUGAAGAAUAAGAAAGGUGGUGCGGCCCAGAAGCAGAUCAAGCAGCUGCAGGCACAAGCCAAGAGCGGAGGCACUGCAGAGCAGAAGAAGAAGGAAGCAGAAAAGGCCCAGCGCGAGCGGGAGAAGAAGGCCGCCGAGGACGCCAAGAGGGAGCAGGAGGCCCUGCUCAACAAGCCUGCACAGGUCCAGAAGGUGCCGUUCGGCGUCGACCCCAAGACGGUACUGUGUAUUUUCCACAAGAAAGGAAACUGCGAGAAGGGCAAGAAGUGCAAGUUCUCGCACGACUUGGAGCUGGACAGGAAGACGGACAAGAGGAGCUUGUAUCAGGACACGAGGCAAGAGGACGAGGAGAAGAAAAAGGCCGAGACCUCGGCGGACUGGGACGAGGAGAAGCUGCGGUCCGUUGUCUUGUCCAAGAAGGGCAACCAGCGCACAUCGACGGACAAGGUCUGCAAAUACUUUAUUCAGGCUAUCGAGGAUGGCAAAUACGGGUGGUUCUGGAUCUGCCCUAAUGGGGGUGACAAGUGCAUGUACAAGCACGCUCUGCCACCUGGAUUCAUCCUCAAGACGAAAGAACAACGAGCGGCGGAGAAGGCCCUGCUGGACAAGUCGCCACUUAAGACACUAACGCUUGAAGAUUUCUUGGAGUCCGAACGGCACAAGCUCACUGGCAAGCUGACACCUGUGACUCCCGAGUCCUUUGCCGAGUGGAAAAAGAAACGUCUGGACAAGAAGGCCGCCGAGGAACAGGCCCGCAAAGCCAAGGAAGCGACAGGUCGUGCGCUGUUCGAGAGCGGCAACUGGCGUACACAAAGCGACGACGAGGCCUCGGACUCAGACUCGGGCGCCGAGAUCGACGAAAACGACGACGAGGACGACGACGCAUGGAAUCUGGAGAAGCUCCGGCAGGAGACAGAAGCGCUACGGCAGAAGAAGGAGGACGAACGAAUCGCAAAGGAGCACGGUGCUCCUCCACAGGAUCAGGAACCACACAACGACGCAGAAGCAAGCCCUUCUGUGGAUACUUUGGACACGGCGGAGGGGGGCAAGGCUGAAACCUCCGGAGAGACUGCUGAAACCAAUGGCACUGCUGACACGACUGCAGCCACAUGAAAAGAGCAUGGGAACUCCGUGCAAUUCAUAUCAUGUUGGAUCGGACAGGCGAGCCCGACUGCAUGCCGGCGAGUGAUCAUAUCUGCGUCGCACCUCAAGACAAGGCUCAGGUGCACACCGAAUGAUUGUCAUCCAUAGAGAUGGCAUCGCCGACAUGCGGGCGGUCGCACUGAUCGCCCCGAGAGCAUAUUCUUUUUCUUCACCACAUCCACGGCCUACACAGUUGACUGGACAGGAAAGAACUAUAUCAGGAGCCUAGGACAUUUUGGAGGGAUAGUGUGGUCUCAAAUCAAUUCAAUCUACGCCUAAGUCUUC